Molecule: messenger RNA, 417 nt
Organism: Apiotrichum porosum
Lineage: Eukaryota; Fungi; Basidiomycota; Tremellomycetes; Trichosporonales; Trichosporonaceae
Exons: 2
Coding region: 1-417 (138 amino acids)
Biological process (GO): translation
Cellular component (GO): ribosome; mitochondrial large ribosomal subunit
Molecular function (GO): structural constituent of ribosome
Source: RefSeq, a predicted model, not a curated record
AUGUUCGCCGCCCUCGCCUCGUCGUCGCGCACAGCCGUCAGCCGCUCGGCCCUCCCCCUCGCCCGCCGCGCCAACUCCACCGCUGCCGAGGUGCAGGCGGCCCAGGUCGCCGCGUUCGACAAGGUGUCGGCCAAGGCGGCCAAGCUGCCGUACACUGUCGAGAGGACAAGCUCGGGCGAGCUCCCCGUGUACACCGACAUUAAGAAUGGACGUACGCAGGUCAAGACCAUUGUCCGCAAGAUUAGGGGAAGCGCCGGUGCCCUCAAGACCGACCUCCAGCAGUACCUCGCCGACGGCCACAUCGACCCCCUCACCCCUCCCCCCACCGUCACCGUCCGCCCGACCAGCGGCCACGUCGAGGUCAAGGGCCGCGCCGUCUUUGAGAUCAAGCAGUGGCUCGAGGCGCGCGGCUUCUAA